AAAAAUUCUGCAAUUUGUUGCGCGUAGUUGCUCAGAUGUUAAAUAAUUAAUUAUUUGUCUCUGGCAACACUACAGUUGUCAAAGUGAGCAGACAACAAAAAGUAAACAAACAGUUUAUAAACAACACGUGAAAUAUUUGAGAAUUAUUAUUACAAAUUUAAUAAAAUACAUUAAUAAAUAUUAGUUUAAUAUAAUACAAAAUGACUGAGUGUAUAGUGUGCAAACAAAUAACUAAUAAAUACAAAUGUCCAAAAUGUUGUGAACCCUAUUGUUCCCUAGUUUGCUAUAAACAACACAAAGAAUCGCCACAAUGUUUGGAUAAACUAAAUGGGAAAAUAAAUGCUGCAGAAGUCAAAGAAUGCUCCAAUGAGAUUAAUGAACCUACAGUCUAUGAGUCAUUUAAAACGGAGGACACUGUGCCACAGGAAAAACUAAUAGAACUAGGCUCAAGUGAUGACCUUAAGAAUCUUCUUUAUAAUCCUCACUUAAGGAAUUUAUUAAAGGAAAUCGAUACAGCACCAAAUGCUUGGAAAGCCAUUCGAGCGGCGAUGCAUGAACCACUAUUUUUGGAAUUUGCAGAUGAAUGUUUGAAAAUAAUAGAACCAGACACAGGGAAAGAUGAUGUGUAAUCUAUAACAAAUAAUACAAGACUGAUCAAUUGUGUUGAAUAGUGUACUCUAAAAUAUAAGAAUAACAAUUACAAAAUGUAAGAAAAUAUAUAUAAUUUUAUAAAUACCA
Lucilia cuprina (Australian sheep blowfly) is the source of this 738-nucleotide messenger RNA. RefSeq names its product zinc finger HIT domain-containing protein 3. Gene Ontology annotation, molecular function: protein binding. The transcript is spliced from 3 exons. Gene Ontology annotation, cellular component: pre-snoRNP complex; nucleus. NCBI's taxonomy places the organism in Eukaryota, Metazoa, Arthropoda, Insecta, Diptera, Calliphoridae. Gene Ontology annotation, biological process: maturation of LSU-rRNA from tricistronic rRNA transcript (SSU-rRNA, 5.8S rRNA, LSU-rRNA); box C/D snoRNP assembly; snoRNA localization. The record is from RefSeq and is a predicted model, not a curated record. The coding region runs from base 201 to 629 and encodes 142 amino acids.